Messenger RNA from Schistosoma guineensis, 690 nucleotides. Lineage: Eukaryota; Metazoa; Platyhelminthes; Trematoda; Strigeidida; Schistosomatidae. The record is from the annotation of a GenBank genome assembly.
AUGGAUACAGUGAAAUAUAUUUUGGUUACUGGCGGGGUCAUCAGCGGGAUCGGCAAAGGUAUUAUCUCUAGCAGCAUCGGGACUAUUUUAAAAGCAUACGGAUGGAAUGUUACGUGUAUAAAAAUUGAUCCUUAUUUAAACAUUGAUGCUGGUACCUUCUCCCCCUUUGAACAUGGAGAAGUUUACGUUCUGGAUGAUGGAAGUGAAGUUGACCUUGAUCUGGGAAAUUAUGAAAGAUUUUUAAAUAUAACAUUGACCAAAGAUAAUAACAUUACGACGGGAAAAAUUUAUCAGAAAGUAAUUGAAAAAGAACGUCGUGGAGAUUACCUUGGGAAAACAGUACAAGUCGUCCCACACAUCACAGAUGCUAUUAUUGAAUGGGUCACAAAUGUUUCUCGAAUUCCAGUAGAUGAAAGUGGUUCAACCCCAGAGGUAUGCAUCAUUGAACUUGGUGGUACAAUCGGCGAUAUUGAAUCUAUGCCGUAUGUUGAGGCCUUCAGACAAAUGCUUUUUCGAGUGGGAAGUGUCAAUUUUUGUUGCGUACAUGUCAGUCUAGUACCUCAGCUUCAGUCUGUUGGAGAGCCUAAAACCAAACCUACCCAACUGUUUUAUUCAUUUAACGGAAUUGAGGUAUUUAUUUCUACGGAGAUUUACUUUUUUUUUAAUGGAUAUAUUAAAAUUUCUCCGUAA